UGACCAAAUCGACUGUGCAGAAGAACAUCAUGGCGAAACGACUCCCAUACAGAGUUGUCGCUCUUUCCUCAUUCAUGAUGCGUAGUGAGAGAGUCACUGUAUGAAAUUAUUUUAUUAAAAUCAAUGAUAUAUGACCUGCUAAACUCUAUGCUUUUGUCAAAAAGAUAAAAUAAAGUUAUAAACCCCAAGCUUACAAUGAAAUAUGUUAUCUAAUAAAAUGUUUUAUCUGGGAAUACCAUGUAGCCUCGCUAUCGAUCGACGAGCAUGUCACGAGAGUGACGUCAUUCGUUUUGCUAUGGAGUGAGAAAAUCCCACAGGAAAAUUGAGGUUGUUCGAUAAAUUUUGAUGUGUUUUCUCUUUGUACGACUAAGUAUGCAAUGUUAGCAUAUUAUAGAAUGUAUUUCCUUCAAUUUCCUUUCGGUUUCUAAUCGAAAAAUACGAAAUGCAAGAAGGACGCUAGGAGAUCUCGGAGGACACUUUCGGGAUGCCACGUAGAAAAUCGCUUGGUGUUGAAACAUUGAUAGACCAUGGUGAGACAGAAGGGGGACAACCAACAGAAAGUCUAUCAGUGGGAGAAAAGGGAGACAAUUUAGCAGAUCAGGAGAGUAAUGAAAAAGAUGAAGAUGAGGAAGAAGAUGAUGAUGGGACACCCGAGACCAAAAAACUCAAACUUCACUCUGAAGACCAGGGCGAUGAUACAGUAUUUGAACAGACACAGGAGGAAUUGUCCAGUGACACAGCAUCCCCUGUACCAGGGAGUGGCAAGGGGGAUAACUUCUCUACUGCUGGUACCAAAAUAGUGGAAACCCCACCAGUGGUUCCUGCAGUAGAGACAAUCUCACAGUUGGAGAAGCGUAACUUGUCACUGGAGGCUUUAUGUGAGGUUGGAUCAUCUGAACUUCAGAACAUUCAGCGACAAGGAUCCCCCGGCACACCCCAGACACACGAAUCAGCAUCAACCCCACCCCCCUCCACCAGUUCACAGGAAAGUAACUCCGAAGCAGGCUCCUCAAAGAUCAAGGUGGUAAACCCAGAGGAUAUCCGAAAGCGUAAGCACCCUGCCAAACCUGGUAAACACAUUUGCUCUUUCUGUGGAAGGGGAUGUGCUAAACCCAGCGUGCUUCAGAAACAUCUCCGAGCUCACACAGGGGAACGGCCAUUCCCUUGUCUGGAUUGUGGAUUCGCUUUCAAAACCAAAAGUAACUUGUACAAGCACUGCAAGUCAAGGUCACAUGCACUAAAAGCCAAACUUGGCAGAAAAAGUCUACCAAAGUGGCCUAGUCAAGAGGAAAUGGAGGCAGAAGAUAUAGAUGAAUCAGAGGAGGAUGAAGAAGGACUGAAUGAAAGCCAGUCUAGCACAGACACAGCAGAGAGAGAUGAAAGUUCCCUGACUCCAAAUGAAGCGGAACAGAUUUCUUUGCUGAAUGACAUGUCAAAGUUUCUAAAGAAAGCUGACUCGGAUCCAACUGAAUCUCAUACUGUACAGAGAGAGGAUAGCUUUGAAAACCGUGAACAAGCUCCUGUGCAUGUUUUACAGGAGGUAGCAAAGUAUCUGGAGAAACCUAAGGCAGAGCGACCAAGGAUAGAGGUUCCAUCCUGGAAAAGCGAUGCCAGACCUAGAUUUGAAACGAGAAUGCGGAAUUUGAAUUUAGACUUUGAACCUGCAAAAAACACUGGACCAGUCGGAAAAAGACCAGGAGUUGUGGAUGAACAGAAAUUAAAUUCAGCACAAAGUCAGUUUAUAACUAUUGCUCCCAAGAAAGAUCUGCUGUCUGUUAAAGGAUCAGAGAGCACGGAUCAACUCACCACAGUUCACAGAAUGGGAAGUGGAGGGUCAGUAACAGUUCACAGACUCCUUCUGCCAUUGGCUUUCCAAAAUGUUGAGGCUUCCACUGCACCAUCCAUCAAUACAUCCAUAAGCAACAUAGAAGCAGAAAAGAUGAUCGCCAUUGAUAAUGGAGCGGGGGCUGUGGAAGUGAUCAGAUUACCUCAUCCUAACACUGACCCAGGAAUGGCUAACAAGGUACUGAGAGAGCUGGAGGAGUUAAGUGACAGAGUCCAGCAGUCCAGUGCCUCAGACGUCCAGCUGGUCCCAGCAGUUAUGGAACUCCAGGACGGAACGUGUCAAGUGUCGGUCAAGGCCAUCCCCGCCCGUGAGGCCCAUGGACCCCUGGUCAGGUCGUUCUCACAGCCGGCCGGUGACCUACAGACAAAGAGCCAGAGUGAAUCAAAGGUAGAUAUGGAGAAAGUCAAAGAGAGAAUUCAGAAUCUGAUAUCCAGCAAUGCGGCUAUUGUGAAAAGUCCCUUGUUUGAAUAUAAGCGAUUGUAUAGACAGAGUAGUGAAUCUAAGGGUACCAUUACGAAGCCUAGUACAGUGCUACUUCAGAAGUUUGAAAACAACAGCAUUGAGAAUUCUGUUUCCUCAACAGAGACUGGUGUUACAACAAGAACUGUGUCAAAGGCAGAGAGUUUAGAUAAAGUGGUUUCAACAUCUGUUCCCUCAUUAGUUAACAAUGAAAUGAGAAGAACAUCUUCAGAGGGUAAAUCAGAAGCUAGUGCUACCAGACGUCUUGUUAGACAGUCUGCCCUCUCCUCAAGUGUAGAUUUAGAUUCAAAGACUCAGGUCAGCCUAGGAAAUCAGUUACCAGUGCUGACGAUUUCUAAUGAAGUCCUGAAGCAGAUAGCUGAAGCCAAUAAAUCUGGGACUCCAAAACCGGAUUCCAAGGGGGCAAUCAGAACUCAAGAAAUUGCUUCCAAAACAGUGACUGCCUUAGACAAAGAAAUUACCAUCAAGCUACAGUUGGAGAACCCUGCUCCACCUAAAACCGUGAAGCAAGAAAACGAAGCAGCUGACGGCCAGUCUAAAGCAAUUAAGGAUAAAAUUCGGGAAGUUAUUAAGGCUCGUGAUAUUCCACCUGUCCAAAAGUCUAAGUCAGAAACACAAAUCAACAUCUGUGAGAAAGAGGAACUUGGAAAUACUACUCCAAUAACAUUAACAGAGUCCUCAAAAUCUUCCACUUUGAAAAAAGAGCAGUUCAUAUGCAGUUUCUGCAAGACUGCAUUCUACAAGAAAGAGACAUUAGAUUUACAUAUGGCUUACUAUUGUAAAUUUAUAAAAGCUCAUGAUUCCAUAGACAGAUCCAAGGUACUGCAAAUUUUUCAAAAACAGGAGAGUGAAAAGAAACCAGUAGAAGGUUUAGUAAAAAGACAAAUAUCUCUGCCUGUUAUACAGUUCCCUAAACAGUCGUCUGCUCCGGCAACCACUAAGACCAGUAUAAUCAUCAGGUCUGAGGGUGUGGGUGUAAUUAAAUCUCCAGACACUGGAAUAUCAAAACAGCUCAGUAUCCCAGCUCAGUUUUCUAGAGGUGUCUUGAAUGUUCCAGCUAAUGGAAGCCUUCCCUCUUCAGUGGAAAAUCUUAAUAAAAAGGGAAGACCCAGACUUAAUGAAAGACAACCAAGAAAUUCUGUGCCAUCUGCUCAGACACCCCAGAGUCCAAUACCAAUCAGCAUUUAUCCUUUAAGUCAACUGCCUGGUAUUUUGCCUACACAGUCAGUGCCACAGCUACAGAUAGCACUAGGUGGAGGCCCACAGGUAAAAACAGUCCAGACAGUUCCUCAGGUGUCAGUUAUAACGAGUCAGAAGAGCAUCUCAUCCCUUACAAAGGCCCCACCACCUGUGUCAUAUUCAGUGAUGACCUUAAGUUCAGCAUCAACACCCAAGGUUGCAGAUGCUCAGCCAGUAGCCAUUCAGAAUGUGAUGUCUGUGAAAAGUUUAAACCCCACUGAAAGCAGGAAAGGACAGCAAGAAGUCAUUGUUAAAAAACAACCAUCAUCUUCUGCUACAGCCAGUGAUCUUCACAGUAUGAUUCAGGUACAGAUAGUGGGACCAGUGGGAAGUGAUUUAUACUGGAAAGAAUUGCCAGGAAAGACAGCCAUGGUGCAUCCUGCUGGGAGAGUAAAAGUUGGUGAACCUUUACAACCAAACAUUAAUGUUGCUCAAAAACAAUUGGAUACUAAACUCAAAGACAAACAUUUGAUUCAUUCAUCAUCAGACUCAUCAGAGCAUUCCUCGCCUCAUGUUCUAAAUGAAGAUCUCAAAGAAAAACUGAAAGGAAAAUUACUCAUGAAAAGAUCACUUAGUUUAGACCCCAAAGUAUUGCAGUCAUCAAUAUCCCCAAUGUUGUUUAGAGAAGAUCCUGAAGGUCCAGCAAGCAAGAAGAUCAAACUGGUUUCCAUCCAGACACCACUGAAGCAUGAGGACUUGAUUCCAUCCACACAGUCGGCUUCAUCGGAUGUGAUCCUUGAGCCGGAUAGUAAAGCCUGGAGAAUCAAGACUCUCUCCAUACCAGUGGUGAGGGCUCAGCCCAUGUAUCACUUGUCUCAAAUGGUCAGCCAUCUCAUGUUCAGAGAGAAAAGUAGUCAGUCAAGCGAGACCUCAGACUUUCCACCUGAACAGAAUUUAGCAAUGAUGGACAGCAACAAAUGCAUCUCAGCUACUGCUAGUGGCUCACAAGUUCCAGAGAAAAGUCCUACUGUGUCAGUCCCACUGAUAUUGUAUGGUCAUAACUACCCCUCUCUCAGGAUGUCAACACAAGUGUCAUUCUGUUGUAUUUCUAGGCCCCAGCCUAUGUAUGUUCCAUUCAGAUCCACCAAAAAGAUUUCCAUGUAUUCAAACUGGAAGGUAUCAGGUCACAAUACAAAUCCCAUAGGGCUCACUCCAAAGAUGCUGUUGUCUCUGUACAAAUCUGAUACUAACAAAGACCCAGGUUAUGUAAUGUCAUCAAAUCAGGCUUCCAAAGGUGGGAUGUUAACACACAGUAGUUACUGGACCUACAAAGAGAAGAAGGCCAUGCCUAUUGAAAAGAAACUGGAAAUAAAGAAAGAAACAGAUACAACCAAACCCAUAUCAAGCACCAAGAUCUCUACCCCAAAGAAAGUGACAGGGGGCGUGAAAUCCUUGGAUCCCUAUGUAUAUGUCAGAGGAAGAGGCAGAGGGAAGUAUAUUUGCAAUGAGUGUGGAAUUCGCUGUAAGAAACCCAGCAUGUUGAAGAAGCACAUACGAUCCCACACCAAUCUUCGGCCAUACGUCUGCUGUCACUGCCACUUCUCCUUCAACAAAGGCAACCUGACCAAGCACAUGAAGUCCAAGUCUCACCACAAGAGGUGUAUAGAGCUGGGGAUACUGCCUGUGCCGACCCAGGUGGACGAGUGUCAGAUUGAUCAGGAGAUGCUGAAGGCUCAGUGUGACCUGUCCAGGAAGGCGCGAAUCGUGCUGAAGGACGGAGCCUCUAUGUCGCUAGACCUAGACGAGAUCGACUCAGAGAGUGAUGAUGAAGAGGAGGAAGAAUCUAUGGACCAAGAUAGCAUGGACAUCAGUGACAGUCAGCAGGAAGCCCCAGAGGUUGUCACGGAGAUGGAGGUCACUACGGAGGACAGGGUCACCUCAGAGAAAGAGGUCAUACAGGAAGUCAAUAGUCCUGGCUCCAGUUUAGGGAGCUUAGAAAGAGGCCUCCUUGGAUCCACCCCUGUGAUUUGUUCUCUAGUACAGCCACACCAGAGUAUACCACAGUCACUGAGAAACCCUGGCCAACCAAUAGUAGCCAUUGUACAUCAGAAGGAGGAGGGGACAUCAGAACAUCCAGCCAGUACCGGUCAGCAGGUCAUCCAUAUUGUGGAGGACACCAGCAGUGAACCAGCAAGUCUGGGAACAAUAUAUGGGUUUCCUGCAGGAGUGUCAUCUGUUGAAGAAAGCCCAUCAUCCAGUGUAGUGGAAAUCACAGAGGUGUACAUUUCAGAAGGAGAUCCAAAGUUAGGCUUCUUACUAGAGGAACUACGUAAGCAUGAAGCAGUGUUAAAAGAAGGAAAUCAGGACUCGGUACCUCCUGAGGAUUCUUGUGAGAAGAAGCCAAUUGAAAAUGGAACAACUUCUGAGAAAAACAAUAUUAAGAAACCUUAUAAAAAUAUUGACAUGACUGAAAGAACAAAUCUUGAUUCUGAAGUUUGUGAUGCAGAAAAACCUGUGGAAUCCAUGAAUCCAGAGAUUACAACUAAUGCUAAAGAGAUUAAUAUCACUAAAACACCAGGAUCAGGUGUUAGCAGAGAGGAAAAGAAGAACAAAGUGGAGUCACCUAAACAACUGGAAUUUUCUAUUCCACUGGGUGGUUUCAUGCCCCCAUUGGCUUAUUUCAAACAACCCAAACAGACCACGAAUUCUGGCCCAAUCAUUGGUCAGCUCAUCAGGCAACGGCCCAUGACGUUACAGUUGAGUAGCACGGUCAAGACCCCCACUGGUCAGCCCACUCCCCUGAGUCAGGCCACUCCUGUUUUUGCUCCAUUCCAAUUUCAACAUCCAUUCAUGGAAAAACAUGACUCCCAGGAAGUUUUCACUGUGCAUAGCACUGAAAGUGGUGUGAAAACAGAAGACUCCUUUGCGCAAAGCAAGAUCUCUUCAAUUCAAGAUGGAGAGGAGAAAUUAAAAGUUUUGAACAUUGAUGAUCAAAAUGAGGAUAACUACCCCAGUUACAUAAUCAUUGAGAAUUCAGAUGAAGACAGUGUGAUACAUGUGACUUCUGCAGAGGGGGCAAAUGAACAAGUGUUGUAUCAGUGUCAGUUUUGUGAUGGGUUAUUAGAACCCGAACACAUUCUGGAUCAUCUCAAAACCCACAAAAUGGAACAUCUCUUCAGCUGUGAAACAUGUGGGGUGGACUUUCCUUCCAGGGAGAAAUUAGAGAACCAUAGCCAUGAGAAAUGUGAAAGUGUGAAGAGUUACUCGGUGAAGUGUGACUUGUGUCUGUUGACCUUUGACUCCAGGGAGGAAUUGUCAGAACACUUUAAAACAAAGACGCAUAUAGAUAAACUAGAAGGACUGGGAGUGGUCCCCAAAGGGACCUUCUCAAACCUUGAAAGAAAUAUUGAAUCUUUAACAACUUCAGACCACAGUGAGUUCAUUCAACUUCUCAAAAACAAGAUUGAAAACCACAGGAAGGCUUCUUCACCAGUGGAAAUGACAGUGGAUGUCAAGGAAAUGACCUCAGAAAGGUCACAGAGUCCUGCACAGUUUCAGGGACCGUCUCAAUAUGAGAAAAGUCGAGCAGCCUCCAAUGAUAAGGUGACAGUAGAGAUUAAGCAUGAGAGCAGUGACUUCUGUCAGAUUAGAAGCUCCAGCCCGGGGGACUACCCCCCAGAGCGGGGGACGUCCCCUAACAUGCCACAUCUCUGUGAGAUAUGUAGAAGGGGAUUCAUCAAUCUAGACCAUCUCAAGGCCCACCUUGUCAGCCAUGCGGAGAUCAGACCCUAUGUGUGUGAAUACUGUGAUGCUGGAUUUACCAACAGUCAGUCCCUCAAGACGCACCUAUUGUCCCAUGCACAGGAGCGACCCUAUGUGUGUGGUUAUUGUGGUCAAACAUUCCCUAUAUCCUCGGACCUGAAAAAGCACACAGAAGUUUUUCACAAGACAUCUAUCUCUUUCUCCAGAGAAAUGACAACAGAGGCGGAAUCUACUGACAUUAAAAGCAGUAUGCCAACCAGCAGUAGUGUAGUUUCAAUUUCAUUGACUACAAGCCAAGCUGGGGAUCAAUCUAGGUCACCCAAAGCCAAGGGAAAUAACUCUUAAACAGACUAAAUUACCCGGAGAGAAGGAUUUUGGGGUAUUGUACAUGUUGGAAAAUAGCUUGUUUAUGUCUUUCAAGAAGGAAUCUAGAAGAUUGUAGUUAUAAAUUAAUUUUGGUAUUGCAUCCCAAGUGUAUACGGUUGCAAUAUUAUUUUAGUUCAACAGUAAAACCAAGCUUAGGGCAAAACAUUUCUGUUCUUAUAUAAAAUUAAACAAAAAUUGUGCAUUCAACAUUUUAUGCGCAGUUUUUAAGAAUGUGCCAUAUAUGUGAUGAAUAUUUUAAAAAAAUCUAAAGUGCUUAUUUUGUUAGUUACCUGGGACACUCAGGUGACCUAUUGCUAUUUGUUUUUGUCACUUCAGUUUGAAAUGAUUCAAUAGUUCAUGUGCGAUUAUUUGGAAACUUUUAAACGUGUGUUUUAGGUUCUUUUCUGAAACUAGUCAACAUUUUUAAUCAAGAAAUAAGUUUGUGCAUUUAAAAUUAUAGAGAAAAAAGCAUAUGUUAAAGCUCCCUCUAGUUGAAUCUGUAAAUUUUUUUGCAAUUUUUUUAGGGGGGGGGGGUUGAAAAAUGCAUAAAUGCAUUACCUAACUUAAAUUGUUCUUACCAGAUAUUCAGCAAUUUUUGCAUUUUCAUAUUCAUCAUUGGGCUUUUUGCUUACUAGGUGUCAUUUGUGUUAGAAAUAAAGGUGAAGAUAGUAUGUGAAAAUAAGAUAUAGGUAUAUGUAACACUAUUUGCUUGAUACUCAGGUGACUGUCAAGGCUCAUAGGCAUCUUGUUUAUUUAUUACAAAAAAUCAAUAAUAUGGUGUCAAAAGUUGGUAGUACAACAUGUACAGAUGAAAGUAAGAAAAAACUAAUUUUUUUGUAUUUUGCAGAAAUCCUAUUGUUAUAAAUUAUGUUAUAUUUGUAUAAAUGGUUGAUUUUAACAUUUUUUAGCUCACCUCAACGAAGUUGGGGGAGCUUAUGUAAUACCCUCGGCGUCGGUGUCGGUGUCGGCGUUGGCGUCCCAGGUUAAGUUUUUUGGAGCAGUUUUCUUUUUAAGUACUUCUAUGUCCUAUAUUGAUUAGACAUGCAUGGAAGAUGGUUCUAGUGUGUUUCAUUGUACCAGUCAAAGUUUCAGAUGCUGCAAUUUCAGCAAAGAAAUGACCAGGUUAAUGUUUUUGGAGCAGGUUAACAUUUUUGGUGCAGUUUUUGGUGUGGGUUUCAUUUCCAAGUAACUAUAAGCCCUAUGUUGACCAAACUUGCAUGGAUGGUACAUCUAAGGAUGCAUACUACCGGGCUUGCUUCGGAUGCUGAAUCUGACCUACAUUUUCCGGUUGAGUGAACAGGUUAAAGUUUUUGGUGUAGGUUUCAUUUCCAAGUAACUAUAAGCCCUUUGUUGACCAAACUUGCAUGGAUGAUACAUCUAAGGAUGCAUACUACCAGGCUUGCUUCGGAUGCUGAAUCUGACCUACAUUUUCCGGUUGAGUGAACAGGUUAAAGUUUUUGGUGCAGGUUUUAUUUCCAAGUAACUAUAAGCCCUAUGUUGACCAAACUUGCAUGGAUGAUACAUCUAAGGAUGCAUACUACCAGGCUUGCUUCGGAUGCUGAAUCUGACCUACAUUUUCCGGUUGAGUGAACAGGUUGAAGUUUUUGGUGUAGGUUUCAUUUCCAAGUAACUAUAAGCCCUAUGUUGACCAAACUUGCAUGGAUGAUACAUCUAAGGAUGCAUACUACCAGGCUUGCUUCGGAUGCUGAAUCUGACCUACAUUUUCUGGUUGAGUGAAUGGGUUAAAGUUUUUCAUGAGUGAUUCAUUUCCAAGUAACUAUGAGUUCUUUAAUGACCAAACUUGCACGGAUGAUACAUCUUAGGAUGCACACUAAUGGACUUGCUUCGGAUGCUGAAUUCGACGUACAUUUUUCAGAUAAUAGACCAGGUAAAAGUUAUGGGUGCAGGUCUAUUACCAAAAAACUAUAAGGCUUAUAUAACAUUGUAUAAACCAAACUUGCACAAAUGUUGCAUCAAGAGAUGAAAAAUCUCAAAUUUGCUUCAGAUGCUGGAUUUUGAUUACAUUUUCAUGAAGAAGAACUAGUUUAAAUUUUUUAUGUAGGUCUAUUUCAAAGUAUCAGAUUAAAAUUGCUUAAAUAUUUUCAUUUUUGGAAUGUGCACUUUUUGUUGGUUAAUUGUGUGACUUUGCCUUACUUAAAGACAACAUUCGUUGAGGUGAGCUCUGUAAUCUCUGAUUACCUAUGUUUUUUUUUUGGAUCUUAUAUUUCAUAAAUAUAAGGAUUAUGUUUUAUUAUUACAUGUAACAUUUCCAUGCUUUGCCAUGUAUAUUACUGCCAGGAAAGGUGUUUUUUGAUUCCCCUCCAACAUCACCCGCCCCCACCUCCAACCCCAAACCAGUCAGUCCAUCCCAUUCUAUGUUUUACUCUCUCUCAAAGAAACCAUUUAAAGUAAUUGCGUGAUUUACUUCAAACUGAUUGUUGAUACCGUUGAUACUGUUUAUAGCAUCCCAACACUGAACAGCGUCCAGAAUUUUACCAUUUUAAUCAUCAUACAUCUUUUUUUUUUUCUAAUUCAAAAUUUAUUUUAGAUUCCUUGAAUUCAUUCAAAUAACUUCACAAACAGAUAUAAGCAGCCAGAGAUUACUGACACUAAUUUCUCCUUUGACCUUAAAGUAACACAAUGUAAUUUAUAGUUUAGUUUUAAAAAAUCAACCUUUCAUAGAAAACUGCCACUCAGCUAUUUCUAAUUAUUUUUUUUAAGAUUAACUUUUUUUUUUACAUUACCCAAGAAACAACAGGUCUUCAUUUUUCAUAUAAUAUUGUAUUAUUUAUAUAUACCAUGGCAUAAAAUUACAUGUACAAUGUACAAUAGUUUAUACAGUAUAUGGCAUCAUUGCUUUAUUGCAUAUU
This is a messenger RNA of Saccostrea cuccullata (small rock oyster), 10503 nucleotides long. RefSeq lists its product as uncharacterized. Gene Ontology annotation, biological process: regulation of transcription by RNA polymerase II. Gene Ontology annotation, molecular function: DNA-binding transcription factor activity, RNA polymerase II-specific; RNA polymerase II cis-regulatory region sequence-specific DNA binding; zinc ion binding. The record is from RefSeq and is a predicted model, not a curated record. Lineage: Eukaryota; Metazoa; Mollusca; Bivalvia; Ostreida; Ostreidae. Gene Ontology annotation, cellular component: nucleus.